Molecule: messenger RNA, 1245 nt
Organism: Symbiodinium necroappetens
Lineage: Eukaryota; Dinophyceae; Suessiales; Symbiodiniaceae
Source: the annotation of a GenBank genome assembly
AUGGCCGAGGUUAGCAGGCGGGACAUCCGCGCAAGUGCCGUUAGCAAGACGAUCCUCGAGCAGUCCUCCAUGGACUUGACGAAUCUUCGCAUUGGGAAGCAGCGCAUCGUCUCGAAGAAGAAGAAGAUGAGCAAGUUGAAGAAGACGAUUCUGGAAGACCGCGAGUUCCGAGAAGGAGAUUCCAAGGAAUCAGAGUCCGCACCCAGCCGGCUGAACGCCGAUGCUCCGGCCUUCAUGCCGGCCGAGUGGCUGAGGACAGGUACCGAAGAGGAUCGAGCAGCACUCGAGACGCAGCUCGUUCCGGCAAUGAGAGCUCCGUUGCCUGCAGGCCCUGUGGCCGCCUUGGCCGGUGGUCCAGCCGGUCCUGCUCCAAGCCCUGACUGUGAUCCCACUGAAGAUCCUUCAGACGGGUCGGAAGAGAUUGAGCCCUUGUCCAUCAGUGAAAAGAGCCAGAAGCCAAAGGAGGCAGUGGCGAAGCCAGCCGAUCUGGAGGUUCGACAUUACGUCCAUCAGGAGCUCAGUGAUGACCUGGACGAAAAGGUGAAGUUUGUUUUGUCGGAGCUGGUUCGAUUUCAAGAUCGAGCCAAGGAGCAAAACCCGAUGAAGUACGCGAAGCUAAAGCGCUACUGCGUGGGGCUGCGGGAAGCCAGAAGAGCCAUCACGAGGAGCAAAUGCAAGGGCCUCAUUGUCGCGCCCAAUCUGGAAACCUCUAGUGCAGAGGGGGGCCUUGACGAUACCGUGGAGGAUGUGAUCGAACUGGCACGGGAACAUGAGGUGCCUGUUGUCUUUGCGCUGAGUCGCAACAGAAUUGGCAAAGCAAUGGGGAAGAACAUCCGCUUGAGCAUCGUGGCGCUUCACAGUGUUGAUGGUGUUCACCAACAGUUCAAGGAAAUUGUCAAAACCGCCGAAGAGCUUCGGCGGCGCUGGGUCCUCCGGCAGAUGGCUCACGCAACGAGCGAAUUCGCCGAGCAAGUCCAGAAACGUACGGAAGAGAAAGCUGCCCGUGACGCAGCCAGAAGGGAAGAGAAGGAACGCCUGGCUGAAGAGAAGGCGGCAGAGGAGCUGCGCAGGCGGGAAGCGUCCAAAGAGGCGAAGGCUGCGCGGGCGGAGGCGAAAGCGAGGAAAGUUGCGGAACAGAAAGAGCAAGCCGAGCGCCGUCGGGAGGAAAAGGAGGCUCUCGCGAAAGAGCGCGAGGACAGCUUCGCCUUUGCAUGGAGGCACGUGCUUCACCUGUCCUGUGCAUGA